Sus scrofa (pig) is the source of this 2404-nucleotide messenger RNA. RefSeq names its product 8-oxoguanine DNA glycosylase (gene OGG1). The record is from RefSeq and is a predicted model, not a curated record. Gene Ontology annotation, molecular function: 8-oxo-7,8-dihydroguanine DNA N-glycosylase activity; damaged DNA binding. Gene Ontology annotation, cellular component: nucleus. NCBI's taxonomy places the organism in Eukaryota, Metazoa, Chordata, Mammalia, Artiodactyla, Suidae. Gene Ontology annotation, biological process: base-excision repair; base-excision repair, AP site formation; nucleotide-excision repair.
GGAGAGGCUCGGUGAGAAAAGCUAUCUUUGGACGGCAGGGGAUAGGACCUGAUUCUGAGGGCAGGCAGACCCUGAGGAGUCCCAGGGCUCUGAGGAGAAUGGACAGUGAGGACUAGGGCCUGAGGGCGCUCUCUGCGACCGGGCUGCGGGACGUCGGGACGGAACCAGCGGGCGUGCGGAGCGAGCACAAGCGCAGAGAAAAAGCCCAGGGCGGGCAGCUAGCCCAGCGCGCGCCAACCGCUGAGGCGCUGCAAAGUCCACCCACCCGACGCCACGCCCGAUUUUCAUUGGCCUCUCUUAGCUCUCCGCCGACUGGCUACCUCUGGAUCCAAUUAGCCGGGCUUGAGCCCUACUUCCGGCGCUAGCGAGGUCCGCCCCUUAAGAAACCGGAAGAGCGCUUCUGCGCGCGCUUCCCAAAGUCUCAGCCGCUUGAGGACCUGUGGUGCGCGCCCAGAGGCUGUGGAGGGCAAGGGGAGGACAUCAUGGGGCAUCGCACCCUAGCCUCUGUCCCAGCUCUAUGGGCCUCCAUCCCCUGCCCACGCUCUGAGCUGCGCCUGGACCUGGUUCUGGCUUCUGGGCAAUCCUUCCGGUGGAGGGAGCAGAGCCCUGCACACUGGAGUGGCGUACUGGCGGACCGUGUAUGGACACUGACCCAGACUGAGGAGCAGCUCUACUGCACUGUGUAUCGAGGGGACACGGGCCGGGUUGGCAGGCCCACACUAGAAGAGCUAAAAGUGGUACGACAGUACUUCCAGCUGGAUAUCAGCCUUGCUCAACUGUAUCGCCAUUGGAGUACUGUGGACCCCCACUUUCAAGAGGUGGCUCAGAAAUUCCAAGGUGUUCGGCUCCUGCAACAAGACCCCAUCGAGUGCCUUUUCUCCUUCAUCUGUUCCUCCAACAACAACAUUGCCCGCAUCACUGGCAUGGUGGAGCGGCUCUGCAAGGCCUUUGGACCUCGGCUGAUCCAGCUUGAUGAUGUCACCUAUCAUGGCUUCCCCAGUCUGCAGGCCCUAGCUGGGUCAGAGGUGGAGGCUCAGCUCAGGAAGCUGGGCCUGGGGUACCGUGCCCGCUACGUGAGUGCCAGUGCCCGAGCCAUCCUGGAAGAACGGGGUGGGCUUCCCUGGAUGCAGCAGCCGCUGGCCCCCUACGAAGAGGCCCACAAGGCCCUCUGCACCCUGCCCGGGGUAGGCACCAAGGUGGCUGACUGCAUCUGCUUGAUGGCCCUAGACAAGCCCCAGGCUGUACCUGUGGAUGUCCACGUGUGGCAGAUCGCCCAACGUGACUACAACUGGCACCCCACUGCCACCCCCAAGGGUCCAAGCCCCCAGGCCAACAAGGAACUGGGAAACUUCUUCCGGAGCCUGUGGGGACCUCAUGCUGGCUGGGCCCAAGCAGUGCUGUUCAGUGCUGAGCUGCGCCAACCCCACCGAGCUCAGGAGCCACCAGCAAAGCGCAGAAAAAGAUGCACAGGCCCGGUAGGCUAGAUGGGGCCUUGGACAGAGGGAUUCCCCCAACACCUCUCCUAUCCAGUCUCAUGUUGGAAAGGGGGAUUCCCUGCAACUAUCUCAGGGGCCAGGCACCCUCAAAUCAAGCACAACAGUGUUGGGUGGGGGUUGUGUGUGGAGACAGAGCUACCUGUGGUUUUAAUUUCUUCCCUUUAUUAUAAGAAGGAACAAUAAAAUAGAAACAUUUGUAUGGAAAAGGCAGUGGAGGUAUGGUAGGCAAAGGGUUUCAGAGGGGGGUGAGGCAGGGUAACUCCCCAGUUUAUGGAGGGAGUGGGAGCAGGCCACCCCCAGGCCCUCCCACAUAGGGGAUCCCAGCCCCUAGAGCUGGGGGGGCAGUGUGGGAGACACUUCUGGACCUGGCUCCACGCAGCAGUCUCGACAGCAACAGCCAGCCGCAGAACCUGCUCAGGAAGAAAACACAGCCGGCUGUAGGAGCAGACCCUCUGCUUCAGCCUGGGCGUCUCUCUGUGGACCCCCCGCCCAUGCCCUUCCAGGGCCCUGGUCCUCACCCCCAGCUGCUGGUGUUAGCAGCUCCCCAUGGCUGGCCGUCUGUCCCUGCCCCUCCUGGCUGGUGCCCAGCUGUAGCUUCCUCAUGUGCCGCACCACAGCCGUGGCAUUGAAGGCUUGCUGCAGAGAGAGGGGGGUGUGAAGGGACUUCUGAGUUAGAGUGGGAGAUCAUGGGGCAGAGUCUGGUGGUAGAAUUCCUGCAGCAGUUCUGUUCUUUUAAUAUUUGUGAGCCCAUAAAACCCUCAAAACCUCUAAAAGCUUUAUUAAAUUAUAUUCAGCCAUAUUAUAUAUUUGCAACACAUACAUAUUUAUAAAAAUGUAUAUAGACAUGUAUGACUUUUAUAUACAAUGAAUUCAUAUUCACAUAAUAAACAGUAUAGCAUUAUGUAUCA